Cuculus canorus (common cuckoo) is the source of this 3380-nucleotide messenger RNA. RefSeq names its product adenosylmethionine decarboxylase 1 (gene AMD1). Gene Ontology annotation, molecular function: adenosylmethionine decarboxylase activity. The coding region runs from base 355 to 1380 and encodes 341 amino acids. The transcript has 9 exons. Lineage: Eukaryota; Metazoa; Chordata; Aves; Cuculiformes; Cuculidae. The record is from RefSeq and is a predicted model, not a curated record. Gene Ontology annotation, cellular component: cytosol. Gene Ontology annotation, biological process: spermine biosynthetic process; spermidine biosynthetic process.
UGGCCGGCGACAUUAGCUAGCGCUCGCCCUACGCUCUUCUCUGUAACAGGGGAACACGGACUACAAGGAACCGAACCGCAUCGCCCGCCCGCACCCCCGCUCGGACUGUAACCCACGCUCACGCCGCAUCCGCACGCAAACGGGGGGGGUUCGCUAGUUUGAAAAAAAAAAUAUCUUUUUUUCUUCCUAUUUUUUUUUAAAUUAAUAUUACAAAAAAAAGACAAAAAAACAACCAACGUAGACGGUGAAGCCCGCCCGGAGGGAGCGGGACCCGGCGGCGGCAGCGGGCGGCCGGGGGCGGCAGUUUGGUUGCCGUUUAAUUUCUGUGGUUGUUGGUUGCCGAGUUGUCUCACCAUGAAGGAGAACGGUGCACACUUCUUCGAAGGGACCGAGAAGCUGUUGGAGGUGUGGUUCGCCCGGCAGCAGCCCGCGCAGCAGGAGCCGCACCAGAGCAAGGGCUCCGGGGACCUCCGCACCAUCCCCAGGAUUGAGUGGGACAAGCUUCUGGAGAAUGUGCAUUGUUUGAUCAUAAGUGUGACAAAAACUGACAAGCAGGAAGCUUAUGUACUCAGUGAGAGUAGCAUGUUUGUCUCCAAGAGACGUUUCAUUUUGAAGACGUGUGGUACCACCCUCUUACUGCAAGCACUGGUUCCCCUGUUGGAGCUUGCUAGGGAGUACAGUGGGUUUGACUCAAUUCAGAGCUUCUUUUAUUCACGUAAGAAUUUCAUGAAGCCUUCCCACCAGGAGUACCCACAUAGGAAUUUCCAGGAAGAAGUAGAGUUUCUUAAUGAAAUUUUCCCAAAUGGAGCAGCUUAUUGCAUGGGGCGUAUGAAUUCUGAUUGCUGGUACCUGUACACCCUGGAUUUCCCAGAGAGUCGGAUAUCCAAUCAGCCUGAUCAGACACUGGAAAUUCUGAUGAGUGAGCUUGACCCAGUAGUUAUGGACCAGUUCUACAUGAAAGAUGGUGUUACUGCAAAUGAUGUCACUCGUAUGAGUGGAAUUCGUGACCUGAUACCAGGUUCUGUUAUUGAUGCUACAAUGUUCAAUCCUUGUGGGUAUUCAAUGAACGGGAUGAAAUCGGAUGGAACUUACUGGACUAUUCACAUCACUCCAGAACCAGAGUUUUCUUACGUUAGUUUUGAAACAAACAUAAGUCAGACCUCUUAUGAUGACCUGAUUAGAAAAGUUGUAGAGGUUUUCAAGCCAGGAAAAUUUGUGACAACCCUCUUCGUUAAUCAGAGCUCUAAAUGUCGUACAGUGUUUUCUUCUGCUCAGAAGAUUGAAGGGUUUAAACGUCUUGAUCACCAGAUUGCCCAAUUCAGUGAUUAUAAUUUUGUUUUUACCAGUUUCACGAAGAAUCGCCAGCAACAGCACAGUUGAUUAAGAAUGAAGAAAAAACGCAAAAAGAAAUACCAUAUAGAAGGUGGUGGUUGCUUUCUAGUUAACGAUUCAGGGGGCCAUGCUUUCCACUCCCACCACCUUGUAGUUGUGGAAAGCCCUAGGUGUAAUCAUAGUAUAACCAUUUUGAAUUGUAUGCAUUAUUAUAUCAAGGAGUUAGAUAUCUUGCAUGAAUGCUCUCUUCUGUGUUUAGGUACUCUAUGCCACUCUUGCUGUGAAAUCAAAGUGCAUGUAGAAAAAUCUUACUGUAUGAAACUUUACAACAUUUGUAAAAAUGAUUCAGGUAGAAUUACACACAGUAUAGUUUUUCUCCAGGUAUCACCAAAAAUUCCCCACAGACAAGGCUUUCGUCCUCAUUAGACUUUAGCCUCAACCUACUCACUGGAGUUGGUUCUCUGUUAAAUUGUCACUUUUUUCAUCUAUGUUGUGAUUUCAGUCUAAAACAGUUUUUGGCAAACUUUUAUGAUUUCUAAUGAAACUGAUUCCUGAUUAACACUUUCAUGUUUGGAAAACUUAAAACUGUUACAAAUUGUUUUGCUACUACAGGUGGUGGUUGAUUUAUUUUUAAAUCGGAGUAACUUUUCAUGCUCUACUCAAGCUUAUAAGAAUUUGCUCAGCUAUGCUGCAGCACUGGGCUAAUGCAUUGGUCUUUUAACUUGAGAACCUUGGGUCUAGGUACUAAUGCAGGUUAAUUGAUCUUACCCUAAAUGUUCCUUUAUCUGUCCGCAUCCCCGAGCUGUCACACUGCUACACAAUGGCAGAAUGUGAAGAAAGGUCCAAGACUUCUUGAUAGGGGAAGAGUUGAGUCAGGAUGCAAGCGCUUUGGUGUAGUUGUGCAACAGCUUUGCAGAGUGCAAAUUCAUAUUGGUACAAGACAUUUUCUUUCCUUAUCGCCAAUUAUGUCAGACUAAGAAGCUGGUGCUCUUGAGUGCUGGCAGCUAGAUCUGGUGAAAGAGUGGAAUUUGCCAGGCUGGGUGUGUUGAUUGGUUUGGAUUAUUCUCAGUGAAACCUGUGACCUACCACUUCUAACUGUAAAGCGUGCUUCUAAACUGGUCCAGUGUCACUUCAUUUGUUCAUGUUGUUCCAAGCAAAGCUAACGCCUUUAUCUUGUGACAGUCCUGUGACAUUGUUGUGCAUGUGACUUAAGUUGUAUUUGAGUGUUGUGACUUCAUCUGUUUUUUCCUCCUAACUACUAAGGUGGUUCCUUUAAUGGUGACUUGAGGGCGUUAAGUGAAGGCAUAGAAUAAGAACUGUCUGGGACACCUGUAUGGAAGUGAAGUGGAGUGCUGUUCAUGGAGCAUGAAUAAGUGUGUAAUUCAAAGUCACUUUAAUGGAUAUUGACUAAAAUCCAGGCUUCAAAGAGCUGGCACACUUUCAGCUCUGUUUGCAAAUACUGCUAUUCUAACAGCCAUGAGACCAGCAUGUUAACCACCAACUGAGACAUUUUUUUCCCUCUCUUGUCCUUGCAAUGUUUUGACUCUUUCUGGCUUGACGCAGUGACUUUUCUUUGUUCCUUCUUUAUUUAUAAAUGAAGCACUUUUUCAGUGCUUCUAACUAAAGUCUGCUUGGUUAGAAAUCAAGUGGUUGGAACAUUUUGAGUUUUUUUUAUUUUAAGCCUAUUUUGAUGUUCUCUACCAAUGUUAUAAAUUACAUGCUGUAAAUGGCACUAAAGCUUUUUGUAAUAUUGAGGACCAAUAUAUCAGUGUUUUCUUUGUAAACCUUGUCCCAGCUGACCUGGCAUUUGUUGGUCCUUUGAGCAGACUGAAGGUCCCUUUUCAAGUAAUACUGAAAUACACAUUUUACAAAUAGAAGCAUAAGCCUCGGCUGUAAAAAUGAAAGCUGUUGAAUGGAUUAUUGAACUAUCUAGGGUGAUCAGGAUGGGGGGAGUAUGGUGUUUAUAAUUUCAGUGGUGUUAGACUUUGAUCAUUUAAAAAUAUCUGUACCACAACUUAAUGCUUCAAUAAAAGUUCGCUUAAAUUGUU